Molecule: messenger RNA, 688 nt
Organism: Sesamum indicum (sesame)
Lineage: Eukaryota; Viridiplantae; Streptophyta; Magnoliopsida; Lamiales; Pedaliaceae
Product: large ribosomal subunit protein uL14x/uL14z/uL14y
Biological process (GO): translation
Cellular component (GO): cytosolic large ribosomal subunit; ribosome
Molecular function (GO): large ribosomal subunit rRNA binding; structural constituent of ribosome
Source: RefSeq, a predicted model, not a curated record
CCACAGACAAUGUCACAAGGCCACACUUCUUACCCCCAUCCCGAACCCUAAGCGAAAAUGUCCAAACGAGGUCGCGGUGGAACGGCCGGAAACAAGUUCCGGAUGUCUCUGGGGUUGCCGGUGGCGGCGACCGUCAACUGCGCCGAUAAUACCGGCGCCAAGAAUUUGUACAUUAUCUCCGUGAAGGGAAUAAAGGGAAGGCUUAACCGUUUGCCGUCGGCGUGCGUGGGGGAUAUGGUGAUGGCGACGGUGAAGAAGGGGAAACCUGAUUUGAGGAAGAAGGUGAUGCCUGCUGUUAUUGUGAGGCAGCGCAAGCCCUGGAGGAGAAAGGACGGAGUUUACAUGUACUUCGAAGAUAAUGCUGGAGUCAUAGUAAACCCCAAGGGAGAGAUGAAAGGUUCUGCUAUAACUGGUCCGAUCGGGAAGGAGUGCGCCGAUCUAUGGCCAAGGAUUGCUAGUGCAGCGAAUGCCAUUGUUUGAGAGACUUGCUACGUACUUUGUUGUUUAAGAGUGACUUAUGAUUUGCAAAUUGCAACACCCAUACCAUACAUUCUUUCACAAAUUUACUCAUUGUGUUCGAGUCCGAGCCUUUCUAUUUUUAUUAUUACUGUUGUAUUCAAAUCCACAACAUUUAAAACUGUGUCAAUAGCUGCAAGAAAUAUUAGCUUUUCGCAUGUUGGAGGCUGAA